AUGGGGACUUUGUGUGUCAGUAAUGGGGUGAGCAACAGCCUAGUCAUAGGCUUGGCUGGCUUGAGGGUGUGUCGAAUGGGAUUAGAAAAAAGGGAAAAGGGGGAUAUUGAAAAACUCUUUCGAAAGUUACCAGCAAUGGAGAAAAACACCACAUUUGCCAGACCUGUGGGGUUUCUGAUCGCAGGUUUUCAGAAUCUGCAGCUCAAUAACUAUUAUUUCAUAUUCCUGGCUUUUGUUUACCUGGGAGCUCUGGUAGCCAAUUUCAUUCUAAUGGCCAUUAUAUGGCUGUCAGAGUGUCUUCAUACACCAAAGUACAUAGCCGUUUUUAAUUUAUCUACCAUAGAUGUUAGUGUUAGCACAGCCCUUAUUCCACAAUGUAUAGAUUGUUUCCUUUUUGACUCAAGAUUUGUGUCAUAUGAGACAUGUUUAACUCAAAUGUUCUUUUUUCAUUAUUUCUAUGCUCUGGAAUCUCUUGCUCUUGUUGUUAUGGGUUAUGAAAGACUCGUCUCUAUUUGUUUUCCACUGAGAAGCAGCACAAUCAACACAAACACCAGGAUGUUUUUCAUAAUUGGUUUUUGCUGGGUGUUAGCUUCCAUAGUCCCCUUUAUAUCAGUAGUUUUUAUAACACGCUUGUCAUUCUGCCAAAACAUUCCUCUCAUUAAAAGUUAUUUCUGUGAUCAUGGACCAAUAUUCAAAGAGGCCUGCAACAGCUACAGUGCAAGUUUUACUAUAGGCAGUGUUUAUAUUGCUACCCUCAUUAUUUUGCCACUGAUUUUGAUUAUUUUAUCAUACGUGUGUAUUAUAGCUGCUCUUUCCAGGAUUGCAACUGCACAGGGGAGGUGGAAAGCAUUUAAAACGUGCACAGCUCACUUAGCUUUAGUGGCUAUAUUUUUUAUUCCUCUUUUGUCAGCAUACAUUAUUGUAUGGACACAUUUAUCAGUGGACACGGAUACCAGAAUCCUCAACACAUCUUUGUCAGCAAGCCUUCCUCCUCUGCUGAAUCCCAUCAUAUACACCUUAAAAACUGAGGAGGUCAUGGAGCAAAUUAAGAAGUUCAUAAGACAAAGGUAG
Messenger RNA from Lepisosteus oculatus (spotted gar), 1071 nucleotides. The record is from RefSeq and is a predicted model, not a curated record. NCBI's taxonomy places the organism in Eukaryota, Metazoa, Chordata, Actinopteri, Semionotiformes, Lepisosteidae.